AUGAGCGAAUGCCAAAAUUUAACAAGACAUUAUGAUAUACUUCUACAUAUGUGCAAAGAUUAUAUUGAUGCAUUUAAUUCUCUUUACACUAUUAAAUCUAAUACAGAAGAAGAAAUUGAUAAAGUUUACGAAAAGAUUAAAAAGAAUUUACUAGAAAACAAAUUAUUUUCACCAGAAGAAAUUAUUAUUCAAAUCCAAUUUGCUUGCGAUUAUAGAAUAGGUUAUUUAAGAGCGUAUUGGGAAAUAUUCAAAAAGAUAUACCACGAAUAUGGCAUCAAACAUGAUUAUGAUAUUAAUCCGAAGUUUGCUUUUCUUUUAUAUAAAGAAUAUGACUUUAUUUUGGAUACAGGACUGCUUUACGAAUUUAAUAAAAUGAAAUAUAAAAAAUUCACGGUAGAUGUUUUCCAAGAAAAUUCGAUUAAUUUUGCCAUUAUGAAAGAUGAUGUUGCUAAAUUAAUUGAAUGA
Molecule: messenger RNA, 465 nt
Organism: Trichomonas vaginalis G3
Lineage: Eukaryota; Parabasalia; Trichomonadida; Trichomonadidae
Product: spectrin binding
Exons: 1
Coding region: 1-465 (154 amino acids)
Source: RefSeq, a predicted model, not a curated record